CUUGUUAUUUUCAAAUUCCCAUUUCCCCUAUCUUGUGGGGUUGGAAAUCAGUUGAAAUUUCAUUGUUGUUUCAAUUUAGUUUGCAGGUAAAUAUAGUCACACAAUUAAUAUUGUUUGGUGUUCAAGAUUGCGCGGCUUAAAUUUCCUGUCAUGGCAUUGAAAAAAAUCACGAGGCGAGUCAAAACAAUUGUCACGGCGCCGUUCAAGAAACAGUCGAAACAUUAUAAACCUCUUCCACAGCCAGAGCCACCACCACAAUCAAUUCCAAUUAGUCCACCAAAAUCCCCUAACAUGUCUCCACCACAACAACAAAUAAUCAGGCCAAUUUCACAGCCUUUUUUAUUUCCAAAUGCAAAAUCCACUGUUCUUCCUGAUCCAUCUCCAUUUUUUUCUCAUAAUCUCUUAUCAACUCCUUUACCUACAAAUUCAUUUUUUCAAAACUUUGUCUUGAAAAAUGGUGAUCAGCCUGAAUACAUUCACCCAUAUCUUAUAAAAUCGUCGAAUUCAUCACUUUCUAUUUGUUACCCACCUCAGUUCCAUAAUCCUGCCUUUAUUUACCAGAUAUUCAAUGGUGAUUUAACUAUUUCUUUGUUGAAUAAUACUAAUCCAAAUGCACCUCAUGUUAUUUCAUCAUUUAGUGAUCUUAGUGUCACAUUAGACCUUCCAACAAGUAACCUUAGGUUCUUUCUUGUUAGGGGAUGUCCCUUUGUUACUUGUAAUGUCAUUGGUGAUGUUGCACUUAAGAUUUCUACAAUUCACGCUAUUCUUGAAUGUUCCUGGAAUCCUACUCUCACUAAAUAUACUAUUAAGUUCAACAAUGGGCAAACUUGGCUUUUGUACGCGUCUUCCCCGAUCAACUUGAGCAACGACGUGUCCACUAUCACUUCUAGUGAGUUUUCGGGUGCAAUAAGGAUCGUUCUCUUGCCAAAUCCCGACUACGAAGCAGUUCUUGAUCGGUUUAGUUCUUGUUAUCCUAAAUUUGGUAAUGCUGUUUUCAGUCAGCCAUUUUCCGUCGAGUACACGUGGGAAAAAACAGGAUGGGGAGACUUAUUGAUGCUUGCUAAUCCCCUGCAUCUCCAACUUCUUUCGGAUCGUUCAGUUAUUAUCUUGGAGGAUUUUAAGUAUAAUAGUAUUGACGGUGAGCUUGUUGGCGUUGUUGGAGACUCGUGGUUACUAAAGAGUGAUCCGAUUUCUGUAACAUGGCAUUCGAUUAAAGGUGUAAAGGAGGAAUCUUUUGAUGAAAUAAUUGAUGCUUUGAAUAAGGAUGUCGCGGACCUGAACUCAAUGUUAAUCUCAACGUCGUCAUCUUACUUCUAUGGGAAGUUAAUUGCAAGAGCAGCAAGGCUACUAUUGAUAGCCGAAGAGGUUUGUUACCAUGAUGUUAUCCCAACAAUCCACAAAUUCUUGAAGGAUACAAUUGAACCUUGGUUGGACGGGACUUUCGAAGCAAAUGGAUUCUUUUAUGAUUCAAAAUGGGGUGGAAUUUUAACUAAACAAGGUUCAAUGGAUUCUGGUGCUGAUUUUGGAUUUGGAGUAUAUAAUGAUCAUCAUUACCACAUUGGUUAUUUCCUUUAUGGUAUCGCGGUGCUUGCCAAGAUAGAUCCAAUGUGGGGAAGAAGGUAUAGGCCGCAAGCUUAUUCACUUAUGGCGGAUUUUAUGAACUUAAGCAGGCGAGGAAAUUCACAUUAUACGCGGUUGAGGUGUUUUGAUUUGUGGAAAUUGCAUUCUUGGGCAGGGGGAUUAACCGAGUUUGCAGACGGAAGGAACCAGGAGAGUACUAGUGAAGCAGUGAACGCGUACUAUUCAGCAGCUUUAAUGGGAUUGGCAUAUGGUGACACUCAUCUUGUAGCCAUUGGAUCAACUCUCUCAGCAAUGGAGAUUCAUUCAGCACAAACUUGGUGGCACGUUAAAGAAGAAAGCAACUUGUAUGCAGAGGAAUUCACAAAAAAUAACCGUGUGGUUGGUGUUUUAUGGUCAAAUAAAAGGGACAGUGGCCUUUGGUUUGCUCCACCUGAUUGGAAGGAAUGUAGACUUGGUAUUCAGGUGUUACCUUUAUUGCCUAUUACUGAAGUGUUAUUUUCCGAUGCUCGGUUCGUGAGAGAGCUGGUCCAAUGGACAAUGCCAGCUCUUGGAAGAAAAGGUGUUGGAGAAGGGUGGAAAGGAUUUGUGUAUGCUUUAGAAGGUAUGUAUGAUAAAGCGAGCGCGUUGGAGAAAACUAGAAGAUUAACUGGUUUCGAUGAUGGAAACUCGCUUACGAAUCUUCUGUGGUGGAUUCAUGCUAGAGGUGAUGAAGCAGGGGAACAUGAUAGAGGGAACAGUUUCUGCUGGUAUCGUCAUUACUCUCAUUGA
This is a messenger RNA of Lycium ferocissimum, 2349 nucleotides long. RefSeq names its product glucan endo-1,3-beta-D-glucosidase 1-like. The record is from RefSeq and is a predicted model, not a curated record. The coding region runs from base 151 to 2349 and encodes 732 amino acids. Gene Ontology annotation, molecular function: endo-1,3(4)-beta-glucanase activity. The transcript has 3 exons. Lineage: Eukaryota; Viridiplantae; Streptophyta; Magnoliopsida; Solanales; Solanaceae.